Molecule: messenger RNA, 1950 nt
Organism: Paramecium pentaurelia
Lineage: Eukaryota; Ciliophora; Oligohymenophorea; Peniculida; Parameciidae
Source: the annotation of a GenBank genome assembly
AUGAAUUCUCUCAUUAAUAAUAUGGCUGAAUCAGACUAAUUUGUGAUUUAGGCAGUAUUCCCAGAUUAGUAUAAAACAAUAGUUCUAAUUGGAAGAGGAUCAUAUGCAAAAGUGUAUAAAGCAGAAACUAUGAAUGGAUAAUAUGUUGCAAUAAAAGUAGAUUUGUUCUUAAUUAAUAUAGGUUAUAGAUUUAACAGAUAUGCAAAAAGAAAUAAUACCUUACAUGUAAAAUGAAAUAAAAUUAUUAUCAGAAAGUGAUAAUAGAAAUGUGAUUAAAUUGUUUAAAAGUCAUUAAACCAAAGAUAGAUUAAUUUUAAUUCUUGAAGUACUAUUUCAAAGCUAAUAAUUAGUAUUGUUCUUUAGAUGUAGAAAUUAUGGUGAAAUAAUAUUUUAAAGGUAAAUUACCUGACAAUUUGGUCAUAAUUAUAUUAAGAUAACUAGUAAAUGGAUUAUCUUAUUUACAUAUGAAUAAAAUCAUACAUAGAGAUUUAAAAUUAGAAAAUUUUGCUAUUUAAUUAAAUUAUGAAGAUUAGAUUGCUUUAUAGAAGAAUGAUCUCACAGUUUUUGAGAGAGCAACAUAUAAAUUAAUUGAUUUAGGAUUAGCUAAGAAAUUGGGAGAUCUUUAAGCAUAAACAAGUACUUGGGCAGGGACAGAAUUAAAUAUGGGUAUUAAAUAAAAUUAUAAAUAAAGCACCUGAAAUAUUAAAUGAAGAAAAGUAUUCAUUCUAAGCUGAUAUGUACAGUCUUGGAGUCUGUAUAUAUUAUAUGUUAGUAGGUAAAUAUCCUUAUUUAGAUCCAACAAAUAGAAUUCCACUUUAAGAUUUAAUUAAAAAAGAGAAUGCUGAUUUUAGUUAAAUUGCAAAUCAAUAAUUAAAAAAUUUAGUUUAAAAAAUGCUUAAAUUUGAUCCAAAAAAAAGACUUCAAUUUUAGGAAUUAUAUGAACAUGAUUUUUUUAAGUAUAGAGAAGGAGAUUUAUCUAAUCCAAUUGAUUUAGAAUUAAAUUAGAAUUAAGCCAUUUAUUCUUAAUAAAUGGAUGAGUCUAUUAUGGAUAAUUUUUAAUAAAUAUCAUAAAAAGAAGAGAUAAAAUAAUAAAAUGAUUUGGAAAACAAAUUUUAAUAAGUAAUUAUUGAAGAGCAUCAAUAACAAAUAAAUAAUUAUAUUAAAAAUUAAGAAUCUGAUAUUAUUAUAAUUUAAAGUAAAGUUGAAAAUUCUUAAGAAAUUAAUAAUAUUAAUCCUGUAAGCAUAUAUGAUAAUUCAAAAGCAUAAGAUAAUUAAAUUAUGCAACUUUAUCAUAUUAGAAAUUAAUAUAAUACUAUUUUGAAAUUAGCUGAUUAUGUUGAAUAAAUGAUACCUCUAGUUAAAGUAACUAAACUUAGUUUCUAUUCUAUGGAAUCUAAUUUUAAUAUGUAUAUUGAAUACUUAAGAAUGGUAUCUAAACAAUUAUUCAUUAAAUUACAACAAAAAUUUACUUUUUAUUAACCUACUUUAGGGUCUUAUGAUAGAUAUAAAAUAUUAGAAAGAUAAGUAAAAGGGGAAGAUUAAAAAAGACUUGAAAAUAUUCGCAUUAGAGAAGGAUAUAGUACUGGAAUAAUUUCAUGGUUAAAGAAAAGUAUAUUUAAAAAAAUACAAUGUGAACCUAGUGACUCAUUGUCAUUUAAUUAGUAAUAUCAAUCAAUCAAUAUUGAAUUAUAUAAAGAAUUGUUGAGGAUGUUACAAGAUUCAUUCUACAAAUAUUAAGAUAAUUCUGAUCCUAAAUUGAAAAAAAUUAAAUGUCUACUUUACUUAUCUAUGAUAUAUACUGCUAGAUCUAGAGUUCUAUUUAAUGUAGAACAAUAAAAUAUAGAUUAUAAAGCAGAAGAACUACUAUUAGCUAAAGCAAGAGAGGAACCUGAUAUACUUUCAGAAAAAGUAACCUCUAUAUUAGGUGAAUAUAAAUUGGAAUAUAACUGA